GAUUUAUCUUAUUCUUUUUUUUUGUCCCUUUCUCUCUUUUUUUGUUUUCUCUAAAUUCUAAAACCCUAUCUCACCGGCCCCCUCCCUCCAGUUGCCAGCCACUGCCCCUUGCUCCGCCGUACGCCGCCCUACCCGACGCUGUCUCAGUGGCGCUGUAUUAUCAGCUGCCCAGUCUAAUCACUCCGAACAAAUUCCAUGCCGCUCCUCUCACACUUUCUCACCUCUCCGACCACUCAGAAUUAUUUAUCUUUAUUGUUUUUCUCAGAAACACAGUGCUUCAACCCCUAACCUGCUCCGCUGGUGAGAUAGCACUGCCGCCUUUCAUUUUUAAGACCCCCAAGAAACACAGGGCUUCAACCCCUAACCUGCCCCGUUGGUGAGAUAGCACUGCCGCCUUUCAUUUUUAAGAUCCCCAAGCAGAGUAAGUUGAUGGGUGCAGUCAUUCUAGGCUUGCCAGGUCCUUGGGCUGAUGAUAAUCUUGAACUUUCUGAUUAUUAUACUACAAAAGUUGGCGGGAUUCCGGACUUGGCUUUUAAAAAAUUCAACCACAGUCUGUUAGACUGUUCUCAGUGUGGAAGUAAAUUAUGUCUUGUUUUACAGAUUUAUGCUCCAGUUUCAAUCGAUAGAACAAACAUAGAUGAACGCCUUCUCCUUGUUUUUGGUUGUCUAACUCCAGAAUGUGGGAGCAGUUCCCUUGGUUGGCGAGUUUUUCGUGUUCAAAAAUCAUGUGACAAGGAGUUCUCCAAAGUUUCUCAAGAAAUUGGCCCCUUGACAACGUCAACUUCAGCUGCAAAGACUAACUGGUGGCAGCAACUGGAUGAAGAAAGCGAUGAAGAAAUGGAUUUGGCGGAGCUACAAAAGGCAUUUUCGGAGGUUGCAACUAAAGUUUCUCAUGCCAAGGGAACUCCAAGUGAAUCACAUUCUAAGACUGUCACAAAGAGCUUAACUUCGAGACCAACAAGAGUUGUCGAUGUGAAAACACCAGUGGUACCAUGCUUUUAUAUCUAUACUGAAGAUGAAUCAUCAUCGAAGGAUAUUUCUAUGUGUUCCAAUUAUGCAUCACUCUCUUUAAAGGAGAAUCAAAGUGAUGAGGAGGAUUCAAUACAAGAAGAAAAGUGGUCAGAAGAAGGUUACGAAUAUGACAAGGCUCUGACUGCUGACCGAACUUACUUGAAGUUCAAGAAAAAAUUGGAUGCAUAUCCAGAACAAUGUUUCAGAUACUCGUUCGGCGGGAAGCCGAUUUUGGCAAGAUCAGAGGACGGAGAAGCUGGAAAGUGCAAGGCAUGUGGUGGAUCAAGGCAGUUUGAAAUGCAGCUAAUGCCUCCACUGCUAUAUUUUCUUCAGGAAGCAGCUGAUGAAAGUCAGAAACAGUUGCUGGAGACCUGGAACUGGAUGACGCUUUUGGUACAUACUUGUUCUGAAAGCUGUUCGCAAUCUUCUGAGAAGUCAGAUGAGGGGAACUGGAUCAUUACAGAGGAAUCCACGAUUGUGCAAUUCGAGAAGCCCUUCAAUGGCUCCCCAGAAUUAGUUGGCUUCUUCUCCCUCACCUCAUGAGCUUGAUUUCAGGACCGAGACAUGGGAUAAAGCAUUCACAUUAAAUUUUAUCUCCCUGUAUGUCUCAAGGAAAAAAAUUUUGUGGUUUGUAAUUUGAUGUAUGUUUAGUUGUCUCAUAAUCAACAUUGAUUUGGUUGAAUGAUCGAUUGAUUGUGUUCAUAGUGAGAAUCUUAUAGUGCUAUAAUCACGGAUAUGACACUUGAAACAGUUUAUGGGAAAAGGGUAUUGUUGACUUA
Messenger RNA from Cucumis melo (muskmelon), 1790 nucleotides. RefSeq lists its product as uncharacterized. Lineage: Eukaryota; Viridiplantae; Streptophyta; Magnoliopsida; Cucurbitales; Cucurbitaceae. Bases 430 to 1554 code for a protein of 374 amino acids. Gene Ontology annotation, cellular component: cytoplasm. The transcript is spliced from 9 exons. The record is from RefSeq and is a predicted model, not a curated record.